Molecule: messenger RNA, 723 nt
Organism: Cladocopium goreaui
Lineage: Eukaryota; Dinophyceae; Suessiales; Symbiodiniaceae
Source: the annotation of a GenBank genome assembly
AUGUCGGACAAGGCUCUGCCAAUGGCUUCCAACUCCCAGGGCCCACAAGAACCUGAAACCAAGCUUGGCCUAGUUCCUGUUCAAAUCCAAGCGCCAGAGUUGGAUGCUGAAACUGAGAUCAUGGGAGCACUCACCCCUGAAGACUUGUUCGCAACCCAGAACGACACCAUAGAAGAGUCUCAGCUUCUCCACUCUCCAGCUCCUGGCUCUCGGUUUGAUUCCCAGCCUGCUGAGUCUCAGGUUCCUGACUCUCAGGGUGAUUCUCAGGGUGAUGGUUUGGAGCUUGCACCCAAGGAUGACACAUGUCCUGGUUCUGACGACCCCAUUGAAGAGUUCACUGGUUCUGACGACCCCAUUGAAGAGUUCACUGAAAUCGAUGAAAAUGAUUCCCCACAAGAUGAAGCAGCAUCUGACCCCGAGACUGAGCCUGAGAUAUCAGGUUUCUUAGCUUUGGAUGAGAACUUCAAUGUGGAGACUCGUGGUUCCGUGAGCGACUACUCCUUUGAGCUGAUGAACGUGAUCCAAAACCUUUUGGGGAACCAAAGUGUGCCUGCGUCCUCGGAUGGACCCUCUGUGAUUGUUGCUGAGGAGGGUGGGGAGAAUGAUGAUGAGCAGGGUGAAAGUCGUUCUUCCACUGACCCUAACCCAGGCAGUCGCAGGUCCAGGCGCAUGGCACGUCAUGAUCGCUUGCGCAAGCUGAGGAAGAAGAAGGAUGGGCAGUAG